Molecule: messenger RNA, 3201 nt
Organism: Verticillium dahliae VdLs.17
Lineage: Eukaryota; Fungi; Ascomycota; Sordariomycetes; Glomerellales; Plectosphaerellaceae
Product: vacuolar protein sorting-associated protein
Exons: 3
Coding region: 1-3201 (1066 amino acids)
Biological process (GO): retrograde transport, endosome to Golgi; Golgi to vacuole transport
Cellular component (GO): GARP complex
Molecular function (GO): syntaxin binding
Source: RefSeq, a predicted model, not a curated record
AUGGUUGCUAUAUCAACCCUUCUACAACCACCGAUCGUCCGAACAGGACUACUACCGCAUACGUCGGCACCUGCCUCAAGUGCGCACAGAGCACCAAACGCCCGGGAUAUUCCUCCCGUCACCCUCACAAAUAUUCCCCGAAUCGACCCCGCCGAGUUCAAGCCGUACCUGUCACAAGUCGGCGCAUUAUAUGAGCAGCUGAAGCGAGUCAAGGAACAAGAAGAAGAAGGAGGCGCUGGCCGACGAGGAAGCAAACAUGACGAUGCCUUCGAGACCACGGACGAAGGUCACCUGCGGCCUGAGAGUCGACCGCCCUAUCCAGCCCGCAAAUCCUCAAUCGCCUCAUUAUCGUCCAUCACAUCAUUCGACGCACCAGGUUCCGCCCGAAGAUCAUCUGGUACGAGUCGCAAAGGAACCCAGGGGCCGCCACCUCUGUCGACGAUCCCCAACGUAUAUUUUGAUGACGACUUUCAUCUCGAGAACCCACGAACAUUCGACGUUGUCAGUGAGCGCUCUGAAGUCGUUCGCCCCGCGCCAGGAAGCACAGAUGAAAGAGCGGCCAGUAACGGCCACGCCGCGGCACCACGGAAAGCUCUCGCCACGAAUGCCAUCUUGCAAGAGAAGCUAUCGUGGUACAUGGACACAAUUGAGAUGCACCUGAUCAGCUCCAUCUCCACAGCGUCUACAACCUUCUUCACAGCUUUGGGUUCCUUACGAGAGCUUCACUCUGAAGCCGCCGAGUCCGUGGAUAGGAUCAAAACGCUUCGACAAGAAUUGGAGGCUUUAGACAAAGAGAUUCCACAGACUGGGCUGGACAUUGUGCAAAAGAGGCGGCGCCGUGAAAAUAUACAACAGCUGAACGACGCGGUGGUGCAGCUACGACACAUUGUCGAAGGUGUGGGCAAUUGCGAGAAUCUUGUCGACGAAGGACAGGUUGAGCAAGCCCUGACAGGAAUGGACUCGCUGGAGCUGCUGAUUGCCGGUGAAGUCGGUGAGGAGAACGGCCUUGCAGCAACAAAGGCGCCUGCGCUCCAGGCAAUCCACUUGCGAGACCUGAGGGGAGCCACGGCGCUUCAGGGCGUCAACGAUGAUCUCAAUACUUUGCGAUUCCGCGUCGGAAAAGCUUUUGAGACUAAGUUCACCAACGUGCUUCUGGGCGAUCUGCGGCGACAUCUCGAAACCGUCAGCCAUGCGGAUGUGCUCCUACGGUGGGGCACAUCAUCAAUGCGGGCCAGGGGAACGCACUCGCGAGAGCCUUCGGCGUUACCGACCUACUUGGCAUCGACCAGCGAGCUGCGCGCUACUAUUCCACCUAACCUGGACGGAUUACAUCGCGCAAAGCAUAUUGCCAUCGCUACAAGUGCAUAUCGCGAGGCCAUCCUGCGCGAGAUAAGAAACUUGAUUAGAAAGCCGUUGCCCAGUUCUAAUGAUGACGAUAAUGAGUCGAUGAUGUCGGCCUCCACCAUGAGCGGCGGCCGGAAUCUGUCGAGCAAAGAAAAGUCUUCGAUAUUGGCGCGCAAUCUGAGAGCACUGGAUCCCAAGGAUGCAGAGGAUCUUCUCAAAUCGAUUUACAUUGGUGUUACUGAGACUCUUCGCAGACUUACCACGCAGGUCAAGGUCUUACUCGACGUAGCAAGCUCCUUGUCAGGCUCCGGCACCUCAGGCGUCAAAUCGCCCCCUAUCCGAUCACCACUGACUAGCCCGAACCCGGACAGGUACUCCUCGCAACUGGAUACGUCAGCCUUUGAGAUCCAAGAGGAGAUUCACAAAGCCAUGGACAUUUCAAAUCUUGUCGGUCAGGCUGUCGAUGUGGCCCAGGACAAAAUUGUCAAGGUACUCAAGGUACGAGCCGAUCAGGCGUCACACUUGUCUCUGGACUGGUUCCUGCGGUACUUCACCCUCAACCUCUAUUUUGCGAAUGAGUGCGAAGCCAUUUCUGGCCGGAGUGGCACGUCGCUCAAGACGGUGGUUAAUGGCCAUAUCCGAGAGUUUGUGCAGCAACACGGCGAGGCGGAGAAGCAGAAGCUCGCGCAGGGCAUGGAGUCUGACCAGUGGAACGCCAAAGAUUUCAGCGACAGAGAUACGACGCUCCUGAAUCAGAUCCUGGAGAGCAGCACUAAGGAUGCCGCUGCCUGGUCUGAGGGGACCAAAAUCUGGACGGAGUAUACUGAGGAACAAACCAAUGGAGACGAGGCGGCUUCAGAAGCCAACGGCACCGGCAAGGAAAAGACGCGGACAGCAAUGAUUGAGGGCGAGAGCUUCCUUCUCCCAAACUCGGCCAUUCUCUGUCUCGAGGGCUUGUCGCAGUUCAUGCACCUGAUGGCUGGCAUCCCCUCGAUGACGACCGACGUCGCCACAUCGCUCAUUGCCUACCUUCAUCUCUUCAACUCCCGAUGCACCCAGCUCAUUUUGGGUGCCGGCGCAACUCGAUCCGCCGGUCUGAAGAACAUCACCACGAGGCACCUAGCGCUCGCGUCUCAGGCUCUGUCACUGAUUGUAACACUGAUUCCCCACAUUCGCGAAUUUGUUCGACGUCGUGCUGGCUCGGGAGCGGGCGUGUCAAGUCUGAUGGCCGAGUUCGACAAGGUCCGCAGGCUGUUCCAGGAGCACCAGAACAGCAUCUACGACAAGCUUGUCGACAUAAUGAGCGGGCGUGCGGCACAACAUUCCAAGGCUGUCAAGGCCAUCGACUGGGACAGUGAGGGCAGCAGGGCGGUCCGUCCGUACAUGGAGACGCUGGCGAAGGAAACAACAACACUCCAUCGCGUCUUGACCAAACAUCUCCCCGAAGGUGCUGUGCAGAUGAUCAUGGGCCCCGUGUUCGCGAGCUACAAGGAUCAGCUGGGUACGGUCUUCCAAGCGGCGGACCCGAGGACCCCGGCCGGGCAAGACAGUAUGCGGCGCGAUGUCGAAUUCCUCGUCACCAAGCUCGGCAAAGUCGACGGGUUUGGAACGACGGGCGAACACCUGACAAGCAUCAUCAACUCCAAGCAAAUCGAGGCGCCAGCACAGCCAGCGCAGCCGGAACCAGCAACAGCGGACCCAACUCCGUCUUCGGCGACGGUAGACGCCGCCGAAGCAAAAGCAGACGACAAGGCGGCAGAGAAGGGACCCCCCUCGCCAGAGAGCGGAUCCGAUAUCCAGGCUUCGAAGGCAUUGAGCGAGAAAGACGAGGCGUCUCAGAAGACCGAAACAGAAUAA